AUGGUCAACACCUCCCCCCCUUGGCUCAAGCUUAAUUUUGACGGUGCUACUCGCAGUGGUUCUGUGGCAGGGGGCAGAAUUAACAGGGACUGCUUGGGCAACCUGGUUUUGGCCUAUGCAGAAAAUUUUGACUCUGUCUCGAGCAACAUGGCUGAAGCCCUUGCUCUCUUUUGGGGGCUUAAGCUAGCUCUUGGCAUCAAUGUCAAACGACUGAUCAUUGAAGGGGACUUUGAAUUGAUUAUUGAGGCCACUAAAGGCAUUUCAGGGAUCAGCUGGAUGAUCAACAAUGUCAUCAAGGACAUUUGGUCCAUGAUAGUUUGGCUAGAGGAAUUUUAA
Messenger RNA from Cryptomeria japonica (Japanese cedar), 336 nucleotides. RefSeq lists its product as uncharacterized. The transcript has a single exon. The coding region runs from base 1 to 336 and encodes 111 amino acids. NCBI's taxonomy places the organism in Eukaryota, Viridiplantae, Streptophyta, Pinopsida, Cupressales, Cupressaceae. Gene Ontology annotation, molecular function: RNA-DNA hybrid ribonuclease activity; nucleic acid binding. The record is from RefSeq and is a predicted model, not a curated record.